Molecule: messenger RNA, 1178 nt
Organism: Glossina fuscipes
Lineage: Eukaryota; Metazoa; Arthropoda; Insecta; Diptera; Glossinidae
Product: serine protease snake-like
Exons: 8
Coding region: 48-1133 (361 amino acids)
Biological process (GO): proteolysis
Molecular function (GO): serine-type endopeptidase activity
Source: RefSeq, a predicted model, not a curated record
UGAAAAACUCUUCUCGCGUUUAGUGCAUACACUUAAUAAAUUACGCAAUGCAUUUAAAACAAAUAUUUUCAAUUAAGUUCGUAUUUCAUAUUAUUUUGGUCAAAGGCUUAAUUGAAUCGUCUAAUGCGGAUAAAAAUAAUGAAACUCUACACGAUUGUAAUACCAGCGGCGAACCCAGUAUAUGUGUUCCUCAUACCUUUUGUAAACCCAAAAAAAAUAUUAUUCAUUUCUACGAUGAUCAAUGCGAUAGAGAUGCGAAUGGAAUUCUUCAGAUUUGCUGUUUAAUGUCGAAUUUAUUAGUACGCGUUGUGAAAGAGGAACCUGCGACAACUAAUAAAACCUUAGCCAAGGAAAUGUGUGAUCGAUAUUAUACUUCUAGGAAAUCGAUAACUCAUGGCAAAAAAGUCUUAGUGAGAGAAUUUCCAUUUAUGUACGCUUUAGGAUGGAAGGCCAAAAAGGACAACGAAACAAUCCGGUACAAAUGCGGCGCGAGUCUUAUCUCAGCCAGAUACGUCCUUACGGCUGCUCAUUGCUUUUACGAUAACGACGGUUUGCCUUCUGUUGUGCGAGCGGGUGGUAUAAGCCUUGCUGAUCCUAAUGUACAAAAUAUUGAAAUCGCCGAGUGUAUCGAACAUCAUGAUUACGAAUAUCCAUCAUCCUAUAAUGACAUAGCAUUAGUCAAACUGGCCGAGUAUAGAAUCCCAACUUCUAAAUUUGAAGGAGCAGCAUGUCUUUGGACACCUGAUCGCAUAGGUGAUACCGAUAAUGCAAUUGUUUUAGGCUAUGGACACACCUCUUUCGCCGGUAUUGCGUCUGAAGAUUUGUUAAAAGCCACUCUGAAGGUUUAUACGCAAAGCCAAUGUGAACAAGAUUAUCCACCUGACGAGCUAUCUCGUAAUCUUAGGAACGGUAUAUCAAAAGAUUUUAUCUGUGCCAUAGAUCCAGAGAAUCUAAGAGACACUUGCCAAGGUGAUUCUGGUGGACCCCUUCUCGUAUUAAUCAAUAGAAUACCAUUUAUUGUUGGUGUCACAUCAUUUGGUGUUGGCUGUGCAUCAGGAAUGCCUGGAAUCUACACAAGAGUCUCCGAAUAUACUUCUUGGAUCGAAAAAAUCAUUUGGCCCGAUAAUUUUUAACAUUGUAAACUAAUUAUAUUUCAAGAAAAGUCUAACUUAUUAGAA